Messenger RNA from Sphaerodactylus townsendi, 2012 nucleotides. Its product is annotated as keratin, type I cytoskeletal 12-like. Gene Ontology annotation, molecular function: structural molecule activity. The coding region runs from base 35 to 1687 and encodes 550 amino acids. The record is from RefSeq and is a predicted model, not a curated record. NCBI's taxonomy places the organism in Eukaryota, Metazoa, Chordata, Lepidosauria, Squamata, Sphaerodactylidae. The transcript has 8 exons.
CAACGAAGGUCCUCUGUAUACUAAACCACCAAACAUGAGUUUCUUUAGCCACUCUUCCAAACAAGACUCUUGCUCCUACAGCAACAGAGGACUGGUGAGAACAUCCGGCAGCGGGGCGCACAGCUUAAGUGCUGGUUCUGGAGGAAGGGUCUUUGCUGGAAGCACCAGCAGAGGCGAUGGUGCACGGGGCUCUGGUGGAGGCAUGUGUAACACCAGUAGAACAUCUGGAGGUCAAGGGAGAUGGAGUUCUAGUGGCACUUCAGACAACACUGGAGGGCCCUGGGGCUGGAGUACUAGAUGGGGCAUGUCUGGAUGUGGCUCAACAGGAGGCUUUCAUGGAUUUGGCGGUGGAGAGAAUGGCUUUCUUUUGGGAGAUGACAAACAAACCAUGCAAAACCUUAAUGACCGCUUGGCAACCUACCUGGGUAAAGUGCAUGCUCUGGAGGAGGCUAACGCUGACCUUGAGGAAAAAAUCGCAGAAUGGUAUAAGAAACUGGGACAAGGGACCAAUGACGGAGGAUCACGUGAUUAUAGCAACUAUUAUACAAGCAUUGAGGAUCUUCGAAAACAGAUAAUUAGUGCAAUUACAGAAAAUGGAAAAAUCAUUUUGCAGAUUGACAAUGCAAGGUUGGCUGGUGCCGACUUCCAACUCAAGUAUGACAACGAACUGUCCCUCCGCCAGGGUGCCGAAGCUGACAUCAAUGGCCUGCGUAGAGUCCUGGAUGAAAUUACCAUGAGCAGGAGCGAUCUGGAAAUGCAGAUCGAAAACCUGACUGAGGAACUCCAAUACAUUAAGAAGAGUCAUGAGGAGGAUAUGAAGUCUGUGAUGGACAGCACUGCUGGAGAUAUAGUUGUAAAGAUGAAUGCUGCACCCGGAGUUGACCUGACUGCUCUUCUCAACAAGAUGAGAGCUGAAUAUGAGGCCAUUGCUGAGGAGAACCGAAAAGACAUUGAGAUGUGGUUCAGUGAACAGAGUCGAGAACUGAACAGGCAGAUCAGCAGCAGCGCCCAGGAGACCAGCACCAACAAGAAUGAGAUAAUGGAACUAAGACGCAGUCUGCAAAACCUGGAGAUUGAACUGCAGUCACAACUGUCUCUGAAACAAUCUCUUGAGGGCACACUAACAGAAGUGGAAGGCCAAUAUUGUGCCCAGCUUUCCCAAAUGCAAGGAGCAAUAAGCAAAGUGGAGGAUCAAGUGCAGCAAAUCAGGGCUGAUACGGAGAGUCAGGAUAGAGAAUAUCAGCAGCUUUUAGAUACCAAGAUCCGCCUAGAGAGUGAGAUUGAAACUUACCGCAAACUGAUGGAUGAGGAAGAGAGAUCAAGCACAUUGGAAUAUGAAGAUUCAAGAUUUGGGGCUUCAAGAGCUACAGAUGGAGGAUCCAGAGGUUUUGGUUAUUCUGAAUCCUCUUCUAGAAAGCCAAGAUCUAUAGAGUCAAGGUCUAGAAGCCAAGAAUUGGUCACCCCUGAGUCCCAGAACUCCAGAUAUGGAGAGUCAAGAUCUAGAACUUCAGGAUCUGCAAGCACAAGAUCUAGUGCUGGAAGUUCUGAUGACUCAGGAUCGAGAGGUAGAAGCUCUGCCAGAGAUCUACAAAAGACAAGAGUGAUCAAGACAAUUGUGGAAGACAGAAUUGGUGACCAAGUUAUCUCCACUCGUGUCCAGUCUGUAGAAGAAAAACCAGUACAAUAAGCAAUCUUGAACCACUGUAGGAAGACUUUUUAAAUAAGCUGUAGCAAAAGAGCAAAGUAUACAACAAUAUGCAAUGUAAUCCUAAACAGAGCCACACUCUUCUAAACCUAUCAGUUUCAAUGGAUUUAGAGGGAUGUAACUCUCUUUAGGACUGCGCAGCUAACCACAAAAAAAGUCUACCUAAAAAUUACAAUCUUCUGUUAGAAUUUUCUUUGUUUCUGUGCUUCUGUUACCACUGCUUCUAUAAAAACAUUCCUUCCAUGAAAACCAAAAGAAAAUGUUGGCACCAUUGUCUUGCACUCCACAAUAAACUUUUUCUUACUGU